AUGCGGUUGCGCGGGCGAGAGGCAGCCAGCCAUCGCGCGGAGCGAACGAACGCCCCAAGUCACGCACUCAAUCCUCAAUCCUCCAUCCCUCAUCCUCGACCUAUCCCCGUCACCCCGUCACCCGUCACCCCGUCACCCCGUCACCCCGUCACCCCGUCACCCCGUCACUCGGGACCCCUGGUUCACCUCAACCCGCAACGUCUCUUGGUCAUCUCGCCACUGUAUCACAGCUCAGGAAACGGUCACGACGGAGCAACGCCGGUAGAGUGUCUGAGCUUCGUGCGAGAGAGAGACUGUGUGUGUUUGUGAGAGGGCACGAAGGGGUGUUGAUCACAAAGUGAGUAGUACAGCCUCUCCCGAAUGAACCUCACCGCUUGCUCACCGAGCUGACCCUGUCCCUUCUACAGUGAGCGCCUUAACCGCCUACGUCGACAGUCCGUUGGCCAUCCUCCCGCUCUCUUCCGUGCCCCCUAUCCUUUAGCACCACCCCUGACCCAUUCUCAUUUCCCUUCUCCUCACAGAACGCGUCCUCGUCAUCACCCAAGACGGUCGAACAAUAGUAGUACGUCCACCCCCCACCCGACCUCUUUCCCUCCGUCUCCUCGAACCCUGAACAAACCCUCCUCUCCCUUUCUUUCCUUCCUCAGGGCACCUUCGCCGGUUUUGACCAAACGACCAACAUCAUCCUCUCCUCCUCAACGGAAAGGAUCUACUCGCUCGAAGAAGGUGUCGAUGAACAAGCAUUGGGCUUGUUCGUCGUAAGAGGGGAUAAUAUCGUACGUUACGAAUACGAAACAUUCUAACCCGAAUAACCACCUAAAACCUGCAUUUCAUUCUAACCCCCCCCCCCCCCCCCCUCUUCUUCCCAUCAUCGUUUGUUCAAUCCCCCAUCUCGAAUCGGAUCCUCUCUUCGCACUGUUUUUCUCGUAACUUUCAUAUCAACGCUAACACGCGUCGUCGCCGAUCGCGUAGACGUUGAUCGGUGAAUUGGACGAAGUAGCGGACAAAGCCGUCGACCUCUCGACCGUUCGUGCAGAACCGAUACAGGAGAUCGUACACUAG
This is a messenger RNA of Microbotryum saponariae, 1062 nucleotides long. The record is from the annotation of a GenBank genome assembly. Lineage: Eukaryota; Fungi; Basidiomycota; Microbotryomycetes; Microbotryales; Microbotryaceae.